Messenger RNA from Exophiala aquamarina CBS 119918, 1857 nucleotides. RefSeq lists its product as uncharacterized. The record is from RefSeq and is a predicted model, not a curated record. Lineage: Eukaryota; Fungi; Ascomycota; Eurotiomycetes; Chaetothyriales; Herpotrichiellaceae. Gene Ontology annotation, molecular function: N,N-dimethylaniline monooxygenase activity; NADP binding; flavin adenine dinucleotide binding. The transcript has 4 exons. Bases 1 to 1857 code for a protein of 618 amino acids.
AUGUCAGGCGUACCAUCCCUACCGGCCGACAUCGUCCGAAGUGAUAUUUUAAAGCACGUCCCAGAAAACAGUGCAACCAGCCUUGACAACGCACCUGUUGAGAAUUUCCGACCUUUCAAGGUUAUUGUUAUUGGUGCUGGCUUUUCAGGGAUCAACUGUGUCAUUCGAAUUCCAGAGAGACUACGCAACGUGGGUCUGACUGUUUACGAAAAGAAUAGUGACGUUGGCGGAACCUGGUUGGAGAACAGAUAUCCUGGCUGCGCCUGUGAUAUUCCAGCCCACUCUUAUCAGUAUUCCUAUGCACCCAAUCCCAGAUGGAGUGGAUUCUAUGCAUCUGCGGAAGAGAUACACGAAUACCUCAAACACGUUUGUGAAUCGUUUUCGGCAUCUCGAUUUAUUCGACUCGAUCAUCAAGUGGAAAGGUGCAGAUGGGACGCCUCAGAAGGCAAGUGGCAUGUAACCGUAAGAAAUCUAGCAAGCAAUGAGGUUUUCGAAGAUGUUGCCAACUGCGUCAUUUCUGCCAGAGGAUCUUUAAACGAGAUUCAAUGGCCAGAAGUCGACGGUCUUGAUUCAUUUCGAGGAAAAUUAAUGCAUUCGGCGGCUUGGGAUAGAAGCUACGACUUGAAGAACAAGACCAUUGGUGUGAUUGGUGGUGGGAGCAGCGCCAUUCAGAUUGUUCCACAACUACAAAAACUCGAAGGGGUGAAGCUGAAAUGCUUUGUUCGAGGCAGAACAUGGAUUUCUCAACCCUUUGGGGAGGCCAGCAUGCAGAAGCUGGGGCUUUCCGGGAUCAACUGUAAGAUUGAAAGGCAUCGAAGAAUGUAUAUAAGGGCUCAGAUUUGUGUCCUAGUUCCCGAAACGCAGAUGAGUAGCUUCGCCAACGACACAAGGCUAUACCACGAAUUCCGCAAAGAGAUCGAACAAGAUGGAAACUCUGUCCAUUUCCUUACCAUUCUUAACUCUGAAAUGCAGAAUCAAGCACGAGAAAGGCUCCAAUCAGAGAUGAAGCGUUGUCUGCGCAAAAAGCCGGAAAUUGCCGAUCAUAUUAUUCCCAGCUUCGCUGUUGGGUGUCGUAGACUGACCCCUGGGGAAGGAUACCUAGAGGCGCUGCAAGAGUCCAACGUCGAGUUCAUUCCCGAGCAUGUUCAGCAGAUAACCACCGAAGGAGUCAUUGCAGCUGAUGGCAGAUCUAUUGUCCUCGAUGUCUUGGUAUGUGCGACCGGAUUCAGAGCGGCGAAGGCACCACCAUUCCCGAUUUAUGGGAGCAACGGAGUUGAUAUGGGAACAAGAUUCGAACCAUUUCCCGAGACAUACCUGAGCAUGUGUAUGGAUGGCUACCCCAAUUUUUUCACCAUAUUAGGCCCCAACUCGCUGAUCGGAACGGGGAGUCUUACAAUGAUACUUGAAAGCGAGUGCGACUACAUCAUCAAGUGCGUCAGGAAGUUGCAGCGCGAGAAUAUCCGCUCAAUGGAUGCGAAGACGGAGCGUGUCACAGACUUCUCCAGAUACUGCGCAGAAUUUUUUAAGCAAAGCGUCUAUCUGGAUGGCUGUACAAGCUGGUAUCGCAACGAAAGAGGCCGUGGCGAUCGCAUUAUAGGCCUCUGGCCUGGAAGUGCUCUCCACGCCAUGGAAACAUUUCGCGCUCCUCGGUGGGAGGACUUCAACUAUGAAUAUGAGAAGGACGCAAAUGGUAGGACGGUGAACCAGCUUCAGUGGCUGGGAAGUGGAUGGUGUGAUUCACAGCGCUCGGGUUCCGGUGACUUGGCCUUCUACCUCGAGCCUGAAUAUCUGGAUGUGCCUGCGAAGCCGUUGCCGGAGGAAACACACAUGUAUCUACUGCGCUCUUUCUGUUACUGA